Falco peregrinus (peregrine falcon) is the source of this 3248-nucleotide messenger RNA. It is a transcript of the gene GPR89B, whose product is annotated as G protein-coupled receptor 89B. NCBI's taxonomy places the organism in Eukaryota, Metazoa, Chordata, Aves, Falconiformes, Falconidae. The record is from RefSeq and is a predicted model, not a curated record. Gene Ontology annotation, molecular function: voltage-gated monoatomic anion channel activity. Bases 1482 to 2804 code for a protein of 440 amino acids. Gene Ontology annotation, biological process: intracellular pH reduction. The transcript has 15 exons. Gene Ontology annotation, cellular component: Golgi cisterna membrane.
CUUUUUUUCUUCCUGUCUGCCCCUCUGGCAACUGAGAUGGUCCAACUAUUUGCUUCUGCCAAAAGGGGAGGGUUCUGCUCCCUCUUCACUUUCACACUGCUGCACAGGCAUGCUCUCUUAUUUGUGCUCCUUCCAAUAUUUCCUUAAAUGAGUUUGAGUAGAUCACAGAGGGAUCCGAUAAGCUUCUGAGCUGGUGUGAACUUUUUGUUCUGCAGUGAAGGAAAAUGAGCUGAGGAAAGGGAACCUUUCCCCGUUCAACAGCAGUUGCUUCUCUUACAUAGACUUUAAUGCACAACUGUAGUUUUCCUGAGAGUUUUCAGGACAGCUUUUGGCUGUUUCUCAGAAGUAUGAUCUCCUCCUACUUGAUAAUGCUUUGAUUUUUGUGUCUAACUUGCUUUUUCACUGUCAGCUGCUUGACUGUAGCUUUGAUACUGUUAACAAUUCACCCAGAACAAAAACUUUCCCAUUAUUUGCUUUGCAUUCUAAGAUCUAACUUGUCUUAAUUGCUUUUCUUUGGCUGCUGGCAGCUUUUCGUCUUCUCAUCAUCUUCAAAAGCAUUGUUAGCUAUUUAAAUUGCAGCAUGUAAUUGUCAAAGGCUCAAGAACCUUCUGACUUAACAUGUCACAUUCACCUGCAGUAUUUUAGAGUGUCAACUGUUAAGAUAAUGUCUUUCUGUGCUUUUGUAUAGUCCCUAACACAAGGGAAAUCUAAUCUUCAUAUAUAAUUUCCUCUGUUAUUAUCGGGUUUGCUUAUGUCCUUCUCUCUUAUUUUCUUAUUUUUUUUUAAACAUUUGUCUUGGUACCUUUUUCAUCCUUCCUGCUGUUAAAUGUGGAGUUACUUUAUGUAAAUACCACUUGCUUAUCAUACUAUUUUAACUUACGACCUGUAGAUAGGAGGCUUAUGGAAUAUCUUACCUUUUUCUUUUUGCUGUCAGUUACUUUAAAGUCUGAAGUCCUUCUCAAACAAGUUUUGCCGGUUGUUACUGAUCACUAGACCUCAUUCUUAUUUCAGUUCUUCUUUCAAGACAAGUAUGUUUGAUCUUCCUUGCCCAGCAUUCCAGGUAUUCCUCAUCUGUAAAUCAUGUGAGUCUGUUACCUUUGCCACUGUUGGGAUCCAGUUACUCCUGAUGCACAGUGGAAUCUUCCACAAUGGUUCCUGCAUUUUUGUCUUUGAAAGUUUCCUCUCUCCACAGAGGGACAGAAUGCUCUGACUUUUUCCAUGUGCAAUGAGAAGAAAUACUGUCUUUGUCCUAUGCAUUCUGGCAUAUACUGAUUUUUGUCUUUGCCUUGGUCAAAGCUAACGUUAUAAAAUGUAUUUAAUAUCCUCUGAGCUCUUUUUUUGCUUGGGUUCUUUUAAAUCAUUGUAUUCAUUUUCAGUCUUCUGAGGAAUAGAGAGGGCUACCCGUGGAAGGCCUGACAACACAGCCUCCUUUUACUGUCUGAAGAUGGGUGCUGUUCUUUGGAUUUGGGUGGCUGUUCUUCAUGCGUAAGCUCUUCAAGGAUUAUGAGGUACGACAGUAUGUGGUCCAGGUGAUCUUCUCUGUGACUUUUGCCUUCUCUUGUACCAUGUUUGAACUCAUCAUCUUUGAGAUUUUGGGAGUGCUGAACAGCAGUGUCUUGCAGAUGAGACAACUGACUUUGAGCUCUCGGUAUUUUCACUGGAAGCUGAACCUGUGUGUCAUUUUGCUCAUCCUAGUCUUCAUGGUACCCUUCUACAUCGGUUACUUUGUUGUGAGCAAUAUCAGAUUAUUGCACAGACAGAAACUGCUUUUUGCGUGUGUUCUGUGGUUGACAUUCAUGUAUUUCUUCUGGAAGUUGGGGGAUCCAUUUCCUAUCCUCAGCCCAAAACAUGGAAUCCUGUCUAUAGAACAGCUCAUCAGCCGUGUGGGUGUGAUUGGGGUGACACUGAUGGCGUUGCUGUCAGGAUUUGGGGCUGUCAACUGUCCAUACACUUACAUGUCCUACUUUCUCAGGAAUGUGACAGAUGCAGAUAUUCUGGCUUUGGAGCGACGACUCCUUCAGACUAUGGACAUGAUUGUUAGCAAGAAAAAAAGGAUAGCAGUGGCUCAUAGGACAAUGUUCCAGAGAGGAGAAGUGCAUAACAAACCCACUGGCUUCUGGGGAAUGAUAAAAAGUGUUACAACAUCUGUUGCAGGCAGUGAAAAUCUGUCCCUUAUCCAGCAAGAAGUGGAUGCCCUAGAAGAGCUGAGUCGGCAGCUUUUUCUGGAAACUGCUGACUUGCAUGCAACAAAGGAGAGAAUAGAAUACUCCAAAACUUUUCAGGGAAAAUACUUCAAUUUUUUGGGUUAUUUUUUCUCCAUCUAUUGUGUCUGGAAAAUCUUCAUGGCAACCAUCAAUAUUGUAUUUGACCGUGUGGGGAAGACUGAUCCAGUCACAAGAGGAAUUGAGAUCACUGUAAAUUACCUGGGAAUCCAAUUUGAUGUAAAAUUCUGGUCUCAGCACAUUUCCUUUAUUCUUGUUGGAAUAAUCAUUGUUACCUCUAUCAGAGGAUUGUUAAUCACACUUACAAAGUUCUUCUAUGCCAUUUCCAGCAGCAAGUCCUCCAAUGUUAUUGUUCUGCUUUUAGCACAGAUAAUGGGUAUGUACUUUGUGUCAUCAGUGCUCCUGAUCCGGAUGAGCAUGCCUCUAGAGUAUCGCACUAUUAUUACGGAAGUCCUGGGAGAGCUCCAGUUCAAUUUUUAUCAUCGUUGGUUUGAUGUGAUAUUCCUAGUUAGUGCACUGUCCAGUAUCCUCUUUCUCUAUUUAGCACACAAACAAGCCCCAGAAAAGCAUAUGGCCCUCUAAGUGAGAACUGCAGUCGUACACUGCUCUCUGCCCUUUCAACUGCACUGCUGCAACUCCUGUGGACUGCAAAACCUGGAGAGCCAGGACUAUUCUGUGUGUUUUAGCAGUGUAACUGACUCUUUGAACUUCCACAUGUCAUCAUCAAGCUCUGUGGCUCAUUUUGUUAAGGUGCCACAGCUUGAAGGGAAGGGGAUGCACAUGAGAUGGCUCAUUGCCAAGGAAUAAGGACACUCCUGGUACACCGGUAUCUAGGGGCAUCAGGACUUGCAUACAGGGUUGUCUGAGGUGAGACCUCUUACUGUUAGAACAACAUCUUCAGGGAAGGCACCAAGGAAAUGUGAUUUUUUUUCUUCUGAAAAUCAACUCAUAAUUGGGAUUCAGAGGAUGGCAAUUCUGGAGCUGAAUGUUUGAAUCUGGAAUUAAAUAAGCUUUCAUAAUACCUCA